CGCUUGAGCAGUUCGCCACCUACCCUCCAUUCUCUCCAGGACCUCCCCGCCUCCGCCUCUUCCCAUCUCCUCCUCCUCCACCAGCCACCCCUCCAAUUCCACACAAAACACACGGGGAAAUCAAUCGCGACCAAAAACCCGCGGUUCCCUCUCUGCGCCCCCCUCCCUCCGCGGAGGAGACGAGAAGAGCCGACGACUAUUCGCCUCUCGCCCGCCCUCCCUUCUCCUCCCUCGCCAGGAGAUCCGAUCGGUCGAGGGCUUGCCGGGAAGAAGGACCGCGCGCGGAUAGAUACACAAGCAAAUAAAGGGAUCCUCCAAGGCCGCGACAGCAGGGAAGUCGCCGGCCGCCGGCGGGGAGGGGAAGGAGAUGUCGGACGGCGCGGGCUCCCGGAUGGGCGUCGCCGGCGCGCUGAGCCUCUCGGUCACCUCGUCCGUCGCCAUCGUCAUCUGCAACAAGUACCUCAUCAGCACCCUCGGCUUCUUCUUCGCGACGACGCUGACGAGCUGGCACUUGAUGGUGACCUUCUUCACGCUGUAUGUUGCGCAGCGGCUGCGCUUCUUCGAGCCCAAGCCUAUCGACGCGCGGACGGUCAUCUCCUUUGGGUUGCUCAAUGGCAUCUCCAUUGGCCUCCUCAACCUCUGCCUCGGAUUCAACUCUGUUGGCUUCUACCAGAUGACCAAGUUGGCCAUCAUACCCUUCACCAUCGUCUUGGAAACCAUCUUUCUGAACAAGAAGUUCAGCCAGAGCAUCAAGGCCUCCCUCAUGGUCCUGCUCCUGGGAGUCGGCAUAGCGUCGGUCACGGACCUCCAGCUCAAUCUCCUCGGCUCCAUCAUCGCCGUGCUCACCAUCGCCGCGACAUGCGUCGGACAGAUUCUGACCAACCAAAUCCAGAGGAGGCUGAAGGUGUCCUCGACGCAGCUGCUGUACCAGUCGUCGCCGUACCAGUCCGCCGUGCUGCUCGUCACCGGCCCGUUCGUCGACAAGCUCCUGACAAAGCGCGACGUCUUCGCCUUCAACUACACCGUCGAGGUCGUGGCGUUCAUCGUGCUGUCGUGCUCGAUCGCGGUGUGCGUCAACUUCAGCACGUUCCUGGUGAUCGGCACGACGUCCCCCGUGACGUACCAGGUGCUGGGCCACCUCAAGACGUGCCUGGUGCUCUCCUUCGGCUACAUCAUCCUCAGGGACCCCUUCAGUGCCCGCAACGUGGCCGGCAUCCUCAUCGCCAUCUUCGGCAUGGGUCUCUACUCCUACUACUCCGUCGCCGAGAGCCGGAAGAAGACCGAGGCCGCCAUCUCGCUCCCGGUCGCCGCCCAGAUGAUCGAGAAGGACUCGGCGCCGCUCCUCGGCGCCAAGGGCUCGCCGCGGCCGGAGAACAAGAGCGAGGAUAGCUUCGACUACAUGCCGAGGACGGCGAAGAGCGCGUUCACCGGCCGGUGAGGGUACGCACCGGCCUUAUUAUUUUCUAGAAGCAAGUGUGGUGGUAGACGACGAGCAACACGGUGAAAGAUGUGCCGGCGGCGGCCAAGUGAAGUUCCGGUCCUCAUUUUACGAUUUUCUCCUCAUAGGGUGAUGAUGGACGAGUUUGGUAGAGCCUAGAUGAGAGAGUGGGCGCGUCGUGUCCCCGAGCUUGAAAUGGUGGAUUGGACUUGGUGAUCGUGCAAGAUGUGCAAAAUCCUUUUGAUUUAGGACCCGGCUAACUGCCGUAAAAACAUACUUCCAUACGGCCGUACUAUUUUUGGAAAAAAAAAUAAACUGCCUCUUUCCUCUUU
This is a messenger RNA of Panicum hallii, 1770 nucleotides long. RefSeq names its product UDP-xylose transporter 1-like. Gene Ontology annotation, molecular function: UDP-xylose transmembrane transporter activity; antiporter activity. Lineage: Eukaryota; Viridiplantae; Streptophyta; Magnoliopsida; Poales; Poaceae. Gene Ontology annotation, cellular component: Golgi apparatus. Bases 368 to 1438 code for a protein of 356 amino acids. The transcript has 8 exons. The record is from RefSeq and is a predicted model, not a curated record.